Messenger RNA from Lottia gigantea (owl limpet), 1929 nucleotides. RefSeq lists its product as hypothetical. Lineage: Eukaryota; Metazoa; Mollusca; Gastropoda; Lottiidae. Gene Ontology annotation, biological process: transmembrane transport; monocarboxylic acid transport. Gene Ontology annotation, molecular function: monocarboxylic acid transmembrane transporter activity. The record is from RefSeq and is a predicted model, not a curated record. The coding region runs from base 1 to 1686 and encodes 561 amino acids. The transcript is spliced from 6 exons.
AUGACAAUUUCAAAAUGUUUUCCCGAGAAGAAGAAUAAGUUGAAUGAAAACGAAAAUAAAACUUUUACACGAGAUGGAGGAUGGGGUUGGAUAGUUUGUUUUGCUGCUUUCAUGAUAAAUUUUAUCGCCGAUGGCACGAUGUUUUCAUUUGGAAUUAUCUUUAUUGAACUUCUGGAUUAUUUCAAAGAUUCAAAAUUCAAGACAUCCAUAGUGGGUUCUUCUCAGCUUGGAUUAAGUAUGAUGAUGGGUCCAGUUGUCAGCGUCUUGCUGAAACAUUUUACAUGCAGACAAGUUACAAUCACUGGUGGGUUUAUAGCUGCUAUAUCACUUGUAUUGAGUGUCUUUUCACCAAAUAUCGAUGUAAUGAUUAUAACGUACGGUAUCUUAUGUGGUAGUGGUAUAUGUAUGAUGUAUAUGACAGCUAUCAUUGCUGUUGGAUUAUAUUUUAAUGAAAGAAGAGCAAUAGCUACUGGGAUAUCUACAAGUGGUGCUGGUGUUGGUGUUUUUGUUUAUGGAUAUCUGAUGGACUAUUUACUAGAAAUUUAUGAUUGGAAAGGUGCUGUGCUUAUCCUUGCUGGGCUUAUGUUUAAUUGUAUUGUGUGUGGUGCUUUAUUUAGACCAAGACAGCCCAGUAUUCAAGACAUAGAACAUUUUGAGAUUUCUUCUUCGUCUAGUGGUUAUUGCGGAUCAAAUAGUCAACAUGUUGACAGUGAAUCUGAAGAAGAAUGUGAAUCAAUAAAGGCAGAUCAAAUUGUUACAAAUCAUCAUAAGCAUAAUAGUAGCAUUCGAUAUCAAACUAAAACUCAAAGUGCCGACGAACUAAACCUACUGAGCGUAAAAGCAAUUGAUCCACGACUUCACGUUAGUUCCUUCGCUGUUAGUAAAAUUACACUGGACUCUAAAAGUGAGAGAAUAGCAAUGGGUUUGUUGAAUCCGAUGCUCAGGAAAGACAUAUUUUACAGCGGGAGUGUUAGUCAACUUCCUGACUAUAAACAAUGUGAUGGAAGUUUAAAUUCAUUUUUAGCACAAAUGACACGCGAUAAAUCAAUUACUAAUGACAUGGAAUCUCACAUAAUAAGCACAUCUCAAGUUAAAUCUCUGUAUGAUAUUACCAUAUUGAAAGACAAUAUCUUCUGGGUAUUAUUGUUCACGUGUACAUUAUGGACAGUUCAGUCAAUUACCAUAACAUAUGUACCUGGACUAGCAGUAUCCAAUGGUAUAGAUAGAUCAAAAGCAGCAUUAUUGAUAUCUAUUGUUGGAAUUGCAAAUACUUUUGGAAGAAUUAUUGCUGGUUUUGCAAAUGACUUUUUCAAGAUAAGAAGUAGCGUACUUUAUUUCUGUGCACUGCUUGUUGGCGCAGUCGUCAAUUACAUUCUUCCAUUUUGCGGAACAUUUCCAUUAAUUGCAACAUGUACUGCUGGAUUCGGACUUUGUAUGGCUAUAGCCGUUUCAAUGAGAACGAUUGUAAUAGCUGAUCUGAUGAAAAUAGAAAGAUUAACCCAGUCUUUUGGUUUGAUUUCAUUUGCCCAAGGAGCAGCCUUUAUUUUCAACCCGCCUAUUGCUGGAGCCUUAAUGGAUUUUGCAGGAACUUACAUUGCUCCAUUUUUCAUGGCAGCGUCUCUGUAUGUAUUAUCGGCAAUUCUUAGUUUGAUUUUGGUGCUAAAGAAGAGAAGUCAAGGCCGAUGAUUGCUGACAAACUGAUGGGAUUUAUAACCACAUUGUAUGCUUUGUUUCGUAAAUUCAAAUGUGUAGCCAUUCAAAUUCAUUCGAAUAUUGAGACACUUCACUGAUAUAUCCAUUAUCAUAAUAUUGUCAUGUCAUUCUCAUUUAUUUAAUUCAGAACUAUAUUCAUUGGUUAUUGAUAUCUGUAUAUGAAACAUCAUAUUCUGACCUGAUAUUAUUAUUUUAAUUAAAGACAAUUUGAUUCUU